Molecule: messenger RNA, 3122 nt
Organism: Leucoraja erinaceus (little skate)
Lineage: Eukaryota; Metazoa; Chordata; Chondrichthyes; Rajiformes; Rajidae
Product: phospholipase DDHD1-like
Exons: 12
Coding region: 137-2464 (775 amino acids)
Cellular component (GO): cytoplasm
Molecular function (GO): glycerophospholipase activity; metal ion binding
Source: RefSeq, a predicted model, not a curated record
AGAGAGAGAGAGGCGGCGUCUCCCCACCCCCCGCUCCGCCCAUUUCCCCUCCCUCCCUCCCUCCCUCCCGCUCACCACGGCCCGGGCCUGAGUCUACAUGAGCGGCCACCAGGCGGGCUAGGAGCAGGGAACUGGGAUGGAGCUGCCGCCGGGGUCUCAGUUCGGCGACCCGCCGGACUCCCCGCCCCUCUCGCCGCCCCGCUCGCCGGCCCGUUCGCCGGGACAUAACCGCCGGCGCUCGGGCCGCUUCGGCCUGGAGAUGUACAACUCCAUGAGCGGCAGCAACUUCGACCUGUUCACGGCCGAGUCGGACUCGUCGCUGUACAUGCGGGCCGACGACGAGCAGGAGGCGCCCGAGUUCAGCGAGAGCGACAUCUCGGUGGGCCGGCGCGGACGACCCGUCUCCACCUCCGGCUCCAGCAUCCGCCACCGCUACGACGUGGUGGCCGAGCUGGGCUCCGAGGAGGUGCGCUGGUUCUACCGGGAGGAACGCAAGGGCUGGAAACCCUUCAUCGGCUACGACUCGCUGCGCAUCGAGCUCAUGUACCGGGAACAACAGGGGACGAGGGAGGCCAAGGACGGCUCGGCCCGCCCGCCCCCCGAAUCCGUCUGUGUCCGAGGGGGGCUGUACGAGGUCAACGUGAUGGCGAAGCAGUGUUACCCCGUGUACUGGCACCCUGAAGCUGAUAAGAUUUUUGUCAUGCGAGGCCAAUGGUUUAUUGAUGGUACGUGGCAGCCUUUAGAAGAGGAAGACAGCGAUCUGAUAGAAGCUGAACACCUGAAACGUUUUCGAGGUCAACAGAUCCAGGAUGCAUUUGAGCUGGAUGUAGCUAAACCAAUGGACAGUAAAGACGCUAUACAUAGCUUAAAGCUGAGCCGCAACCAUGUGGACUGGUAUGGCGUGGACGAAGUUUACUUGUACAGUGACACAACUACAUCCAAAAUCGCACGAACAGUUACCCAGAAACUGGGAUUUUCCAAAGCAUCAAGUAGUGGGACAAGACUUCAUCGAGGAUACGUUGAAGAAUCCUCUCUCGAAGACAAACCACCAAUCCCUACACACAUUGUCUUUGUUGUACAUGGAAUAGGGCAAAAAAUGGACCAAGGUCGUAUCAUCAAAAACACGGGCAUGAUGCGAGAAGCUGCAAGGAAGGUUGAAGAAAAGCACUUUCAUUACGCCACCAAUUUGGAAUAUGUUGAGUUUCUGCCAGUGGAAUGGAGAUCAAAGCUCAGCCUGGAUGGGGAUACAGUUGAAUCCAUUACCCCAGAUAAAGUGCGUGGGCUUCGAGAUAUGUUAAACAGUAGUGCCAUGGACAUCAUGUAUUAUACUAGCCCCCUUUACAGGGAUGAGAUUAUAAAAUGUCUUCAGCGGGAGCUAAAUCGACUCUAUGAACUCUUCUGUUCUCGGAACCCAGAUUUUGAAGCCCAGGGUGGAAAAGUUUCCAUAGUAGCCCAUUCGCUGGGCUGUGUAAUCACUUAUGAUAUUAUGACUGGGUGGUAUCCAGUGCGAUUCUAUGACAAAAUGGUCCAGGAGGAAGAAGAGAAGCUGGAGACUAACAUGAGUUUUGAGGAACGGGAACUUUUGGAUGACAUUCUCAAGACCAAACUACGAUUAAAACAUUUAGAACAACAAUUAUUGCAAGUAAAAGCUUCAGCGCCACCUAAACAACCUGCCUUGAAAUUUAGGGUUGAAAACUUCUUCUGUAUGGGAUCCCCGCUCGCUGUUUUCCUUGCACUCCGUGGCCUCCGUCCUCAAAAUAGUGGUCAACAGGAUCAUAUUCUACCAAAAAGUAUAUGUGGUCGGCUGUACAACAUAUUUCACCCAACUGACCCAGUGGCCUAUCGAUUGGAACCUCUGAUCCUGAAGUAUUACUAUAACAUAGCACCACUUCAGAUACAUUGGUACAACACCUCAGUCCUAACAAAGUACGAUGACAUAAAGCCGACCUUCAUCAAGCCGGCCAGGGAGUCGCAGGCUCAAUCCAUGGUGCCCUCAACAGUUACCUCAAACACAGAACUGGACGUCUUGUCAAGUCCAAGUACCUCGCCGGUCAUGCCUCGUCGGAACUACGGGGAAUCAAUAACCAGCCUAGGCAAAGCAAGUAUAAUGGGAGCUGCACAUAUAGGCAAAGGUAUUGGAGGCAUUUUGUUUGCAAGAUUCACCCGCUCGCCCGUAGUGACACAGAUCAAUGAAGAAUACAAGGAGGCAGAUGAGGAAAGGAAGACCAUCGAUGUUCCAUUUAGUCCAAAAUUGUUGUCACGGACCGACUCUGGAAUUUUGUUUGGACCAGAGUUAGAACAUCGCCUUGAUUUUGAACUGCGGGAGGGCCUUGUAGAGAGUAGAUACUGGUCGGCAGUCACAUCGCACACUUCGUACUGGUCUUCUCUAGACGUCGCCCUCUUCCUGCUCUCCUUUUUGUACACACAGAGACCAGGGAAUGAAAGAAACACGGAAACCAGCUGAUUGUCAGGAGAAGUGUGGAGAGGUACCAAUGGAACUGCUGCUUAAAGUGCAAUGAAAAAAUAUGAAUCACUGUUUUUGUUUCUUUUGUUUUUUUUAUUAUAUUUUCUAGAAUCCAUAAUGAACACUGGAAGACUUAUUUCUAAAUAAAAUACUCAAACUAGAUAAGUUAUUAAAAAGACUUUCCAACCUUUGUCCUUGUUUUGUGUAAUUCAGAUGUGUAAAGCUAGUCAUCUUGGUUUGAGACUAACACUAUGGUGGAAUUUAUAAUUUAAAGCUUGAUUUGUAUAUGUUUGAAACAUGCAAACUAUAUAUAAAUACUUGAAGAAUGUUUUGUAUUUGAAGCAUAACUCACUUAUGAAUGUCGAUAUGCAGUUUGCACUUAAACCAUCCACCUUCCAGUCCUUGUCUUACAACUAGGCAGUGUAGCUAACAAUGAACUGUUUACACAUUUGAAGUACAAAAUGUAUUUUGGUGCUUAUAAUUUUUGUUAAUAUGAUAUCACUAAUAUUUUUCACUUGUUUACUGGGUCAUGUACAAAUAUAUUUUGGCUGUAAAAGCUACACUGUGCUAUUGUAUAGUGCAGGAUCACCAUAUUGUCAUGUUCUGUGUUUCUCUUUAGUUUUACAGUCAAUAAACACCCUGGAGGUUUUAUACAGCA